Molecule: messenger RNA, 7805 nt
Organism: Balaenoptera ricei (Rice's whale)
Lineage: Eukaryota; Metazoa; Chordata; Mammalia; Artiodactyla; Balaenopteridae
Gene: PPARA
Product: peroxisome proliferator activated receptor alpha
Exons: 9
Coding region: 517-1923 (468 amino acids)
Biological process (GO): negative regulation of transcription by RNA polymerase II; positive regulation of transcription by RNA polymerase II; hormone-mediated signaling pathway
Cellular component (GO): nucleus
Molecular function (GO): nuclear receptor activity; zinc ion binding; RNA polymerase II cis-regulatory region sequence-specific DNA binding
Source: RefSeq, a predicted model, not a curated record
GGGGCGAGGGCGCUUGCCGCGGGCUCGUGCCGGGGAUCCCGGGGCCCAGGGGGCCGCCCCUUGCUCGGCCUCCCUCCGCGCGCCCGUGGCCUGCCCGGAGCCUCGGCGUUCACAGCUGUCGCUGGGGCUGGGACCUGGGCAGAGGUCGAGACCCAGGACCUCAGAGACACUGGGUCCUCAGGUUGUCCCCCCGGAGAGAAGGCCCACCAGGCGGGGGCAUCAGGCGCGCCCUUCCUUCUGCGUGGUCGAGCUUGGGCGUCAUCGACUGGGGGCGUUUCCCGAGAACGCCGGGGAUCCCCUAGGCCAGGUGGUGGAGAGUUGGGGAGAAUCCAGAGGACAUAUCGUUGUAAUCAUUUCGUCCUUUACCUUCUUACUGCCAAGGCUGCUGUGAAAGGCCCUGCCUCUGCUGUGAAGUAACAGUUUGUGGCCGGACAAGUCCAGAACCAAGACGUUGCCAUCACAGGUAAAUAGAAGGAACGUGGAGCCCGGCGGUGGGACCAGCUCUAUCCAGUCGAGAUGGUGGACACAGAGAGCCCGAUUGGUCCCCUCUCCCCACUCGAGGCUGAUGAUUUGGAAAGUCCACUCUCUGAAGAAUUCCUGCAAGAAAUGGGAACCAUUCAAGAGAUUUCUCAGUCCAUUGGUGAGGACAGUUCUGGAAGCUUUAGUUUUACAGAAUACCAGUAUUUAGGAAGUGGUCCAGGUUCAGAUGGCUCCGUUAUUACAGACACCCUCUCACCAGCCUCGAGUCCCUCGUCCGUCUCUUACCCUGUGGUUCCUGGCAGCACCGAGGAAUCAUCCAGCGUAGCACUGAACAUCGAGUGUAGAAUCUGUGGGGACAAAGCCUCGGGCUACCAUUACGGAGUUCACGCAUGUGAAGGCUGCAAGGGUUUCUUUCGGAGAACUAUUCGGCUAAAGCUGGCGUAUGACACAUGUGACCGUAGUUGCAAGAUUCAGAAAAAGAAUCGGAAUAAGUGCCAGUAUUGUCGUUUUCACAAGUGCCUUUCAGUUGGGAUGUCCCAUAAUGCAAUUCGUUUCGGACGAAUGCCAAGAUCUGAAAAAGCAAAAUUGAAAGCAGAAAUCCUUACAUGUGAACACGACCUAGAAAAUUCCGAAACCGCAGAUCUCAAAUCUCUCGCCAAGAGGAUUUACGAGGCCUACUUGAAGAACUUCAACAUGAACAAGGUCAAGGCCCGGGUCAUCCUCGCAGGAAAGGCCAGCAACAAUCCGCCUUUUGUCAUACACGACAUGGAGACGUUGUGUAUGGCCGAGAAGACUCUCGUGGCCAAGCUGGUGGCCAACGGCAUCCAGAACAAGGAGGCAGAGGUCCGCAUCUUCCACUGUUGCCAGUGUACGUCUGUGGAGACGGUCACGGAGCUCACAGAAUUCGCCAAGUCCAUCCCGGGGUUCGCAAACUUGGACUUGAACGACCAAGUCACUUUGCUGAAAUAUGGAGUUUACGAGGCCAUAUUUGCAAUGCUGUCUUCUGUGAUGAAUAAAGACGGGAUGCUGGUAGCAUAUGGAAAUGGUUUUAUAACUCGUGAAUUCCUAAAAAGCCUAAGAAAACCAUUUUGUGAUAUCAUGGAGCCCAAGUUCGAUUUUGCAAUGAAGUUUAAUGCACUGGAGCUGGAUGACAGUGAUAUUUCCCUUUUUGUGGCUGCUAUAAUUUGCUGUGGAGAUCGGCCCGGCCUUCUAAAUGUGGGACACAUUGAAAAAAUGCAGGAGGGUAUCGUGCACGUGCUCAAACUUCACUUACAGAGCAACCAUCCCGACGACGUCUUUCUCUUCCCAAAACUCCUGCAAAAGAUGGCAGAUCUGCGGCAGCUGGUCACGGAGCAUGCGCAACUGGUGCAGGUGAUCAAGAAGACAGAGUCUGACGCCGCCCUGCACCCGCUGCUGCAGGAAAUUUACAGGGAUAUGUACUGAUUUCUUGGAAACGCACACAAAAAAGAAACUUUUCAAGCGUUUUUAAAGGCGACAGCACUACAAGUGAGAGAUGGGAGCAACGCAACUUUGCACAAGUGUCACCAUUUGAACCUGGGACGAAGGAAAGUAUAAGCUCUAGGUAACCGGAAUCCUGUUCCAUGUUUCUUUCCUUUUUUAACCACUGCUUCAAGAAAUGCGAGUGAUAAACAGCUAUUAGUCAGGACUUGGAAAAUUAAGCAGAAUGGUGUUCAGUGGUCUGAUUUAAUGCACCCGAUGUGAAUCAAUGCAGAUUUUUGUCACAUUAGGAAUUUACUGGUGAAUUAACCUCAAAAUACGUGGUCUGUCUUCCCUUUUCACCACCUUUUGACUGUUGUGCUCCUUUAUAAUUUUGAAAACUAAUCAGCACUUUGUAAUUUUUAUAAUCCUGUAAACCUAGAUGUCUCCAAAGGUUAGGUAUUUUAAAAGUUUCCUGAAUUUGAAGAAAGACAACAUGCUGUUUUUGAAUCGUAGGAUUUAGAAUGUCAAAGAAUGAUUCGAUAAGCUAUCAAAAUGCAGCGAUUGUUUUGUUUCAGUUCGCUGUUUUUGUGGUGUAACUAAUAUGUGAAAAAGCCUAUUCCCAGGUUUGUGUAGAUCCCGGAAAGCCACGUCUCACAGGCCCUCUGGACUCGAUCCUCCGCCUGUUUAAGGCUAGUGUCUGUGGUCAACAGGAACAAGACAGACUCUGAAGCAUGUCAGCUUCCCAUUCCUCUCACCUCCAUUUCCUAUCAAAUCUGAACCAACUGACUCAGGCUGUUUGGGGGCCAGGGUCACGUCUCCAGGGGCAAAGUGACAAGUUAUUUGUAAAUCUUGCUCUGGGCCCCCUCUGUCAAGGCAGCUCCUUGGUCUUUUUCUGUGUUGCUUUUUUAAACAUGCGGCUUAAUUUUUAUAACUCUUGCUGGUGGUAGCUGCUCCCUGGAGUGGAGAAGACGAGGCACAGGUUUCAGUAGACGUCAGUAUGAGGUCCAAUGGAAGCAGGUUCCAGAAGCUUCAAACCACACGUGUGGAGCUGGCAGCCCGGGAUACUGGAUGCAGGACAUGGCAGGACCCCCUUUCACCACCUUGACCCGCUCUUCAAGCCACUGUUUAAACCUGGUUCUUCCUUUCCUCAACUUGUCAUCACAGAAAGUGCCAGACUCUUCAGAGACCACAGAUUACCAGGCAGCCUUUGUCUGGGAAGGGGGGACCAAGGGGCUCCUCCAGGACACCCUGCUGCCGUCCUGCCAACGCCCCUCCUCUCUGCCUCCUGGGCAUUUCCAGCUGGGGGUCCCAUGCCCUGCCUUCUGCCCCUGCCACCCUGUGAGAAGCCUGAGGGCUGCACAUGCAGGACGCCGCCGCCCUGACGUCCAGUAUUGUCAGAAACAGGGCGCCCCAGCCGUCAGAGGAGCAUUUUGACUACUGCCAGAGCGCCAGAGCCCUUCCUGCUGCCCGCCUGGCCUCCGGUUUCCCUGUGACCUUUCUACAGCUCUCCAGUGAGAGGCGUUUCAAGCAUCUUCCCAAAGAGGAUAUAUGCGCAGGGGUAAACAGUGAAUGUGAAUUGAGGGGAAAGAAUUCCAGAAUUCCAGAAUGUCCGUGAGAGAUGUCCCUGUUAAAGGGAGUCCUUCCUUCUACUUUAAGAGCACAGCACCUUUCCACGGUACUGAUGCAUUUCCUACACUGGGCCACAUGAAACGCUAAGAAAACAGACGACCUUGAGGACCGUGGACGUUCCAGCAAAGGGCAGCAGCCUAAGAUCUGAGCAGAAGCUCUAGGCCCAAGUAAGAUCCUUUGUUUGAUGUAUGGUGAUAAGUACUAUUAAUUGAGCAACUACUGUUUUCCCAAACCUACAGCAUGACAGCUACCUCAAUAGAGCUAUCAAAAGAUACUGUUAAAAUUAAGGUCCACGUAGCACUGGGCCUUUUGGUGCAGCUCUAGUCAGACCAUCUAUUGUUAGGGCUCAGAGGCUGGAUGCUCACCUUUGCCGUGUGCACACUGAGAAAUGGAAGGUUAUGUGGAUUUUUAAAGGAAUUUUAUUGUUUAAAGGGAGCCUUGGGAAUUCCCUGGUGGUCCAGUGGUUAGGACUCCACCCUUUCACUGCCGAGGGCCCGGGUGACCUGCUCACCCAGGGCCGCCUCCUCUUGAGCUAUGCCUGCUGGCCAUGCAUGAGGCUGUUUACGGGGAAAUCCUGGCAGAUGAGGGUGGAGAGAUGCCUCCGUGCAAGCCUCAGUCACACCGUGGCUUCAGGAGGCCUCGCCACGCCCCGGCCCCACCUGUGCCCCUCUGUGCCUGACUCCUUUUCAAGCCACUGUGACACUGGGCACAUUUGACACCUGGUGGCCAGAUGCACGAUGGAGGGUUUUUUGUUUCUUGUUUUUGUCUUGACCCAAUGACCACACCUGUCUCUGCAAUGUCUUAAAAAGUCCUGUUUAAAUAUAAGUCCGUUGUUUCAACCAGGGGGUCCGGCGCUCCCAGCUAAGACCAACUUGACCGCCGGCCUGGCCUUUUAUGGGGGCUUCCAGGGACCGGGGGAAAACCAGCCACCUUCAAGUGCCUCUUCCACCCGUGUGGCCUUGCGAAGCGCAGAUCCCACGAGGAAGACUGCCAGGUGCUCACGGCUCCCCACCUGCGCUUUCGGUGCAAGUUCCUGCUGUCGCCUCCAAUCCUCAGCCCCGUCUUCAAGUGGAAACACCCGGCGUGGACGAAGGGCCGCCUGGCGGUGCAGGUUUAGCCCCGGGGGUGGCCUGCUUCCCCCACUUCCCGCCCCUGCAUUUAAGACGGGCGAGGGUUUAGCGAGGCGGUCCCUGUGGGUUAGCCCGGAGCCCGGGCUGCACGUGUUCCUGGAGGGGUCACUUGUUCUUAGGUUCACAACAGUGGUGUCGAUUCAGGAGAUGCAAGGAAAUUGUACUGUCCAUAGAAGUCGCAAACUAAGACCGAUGCCACCAGCAGGGGGGCUCAGCGAUUAUUAAAAAGUGUCCAGGGAGGAUUUUCGCCACACUCACUGUUCCCACGGCGUUGGUGGUGCGGGCACUGGACGGUUGCAAAGACAGACUGUCUGUAUUUAUUCUUCUCGUUUUGUAAGUGGCCCAGCUGCUCUUAAGUCUUGGUCCAAGCUGACUUACGGGGCUCCCCCGGGAUUAUGGGUUCUUACCAACCAAGUCUUUGCAUGGAGCUGUCAGCUAAGGGGACUCUUGCCUUCCUGACAGCAGUGACUUCCAGGCGGCACAGCAGGAAGGCUCCGCAGACAGCUCGGCUGGGAGGAGCGAACGAAGGGCGGGACAGUGAAUGCUGACAGCGUCCCCACCCCCGCUAACGGGGCGCUUUCCUCCUUCUCAGUGCGAGGACUUUUCCGGGGGCGUGUUCUCCUCUAGGGACCUUCUGCCCAGAAAGAUCUAAGGUUAGGCUCCAAAGGUUGAGGUCUAAAAGUUUUUGCUGAGAUUUGUAUCUACUUUUAGGUGCCAUUUUAAUACAAUUCAGGAAAAUGGUCGUCGACCCUCAGCCCGUGAAACACACGGGAGUGAGAACAAAGGCAGUAAAUCUGGUCUGACUCAGAAUAUAGGAGGCCCAUUCUACUUCUCUGGAAACUACAGGACAGACUGAAAUGUGAUAGUGGAAGUUUUGCAAGGAAAAGAAUAAGACAACGCGUCUUCACGCUUUCAUUUAAAGAAUUACGUAGCGCUUUGCGUGAUGCUGUGUUUGUGGAACGCGGCAGGUCCUUAAACUUAUCUCAGCAGCGUGGGCUGCUGUGGGUAUGGCUGCUUAUUAGGGCAGAGAGUGAGAAGCUGCCGUCCAGGGCUCAUUUCCAGGCACCCUUUCCCGGCUUGAGGCACCCGGACUCCUCAGAUCUCGAAGGGGGCUCUCGACAGACCAUCUGCUUCUCAGAAUUUCAGUCUGAGACAAGAGAAGUGUAACCGUUUACUUCCACCCCCCUGAGAAAGGGGAGCCAUGUACCGUGUCCCGGGGGAACACAUGCGGUCACAUCCUUCUGGAAUCCUUCGCCACAUAGAACAAGACCACACUGCGUCCACGUCAAGGUCACCUCUUGACUACAGCAACUGGUAGACACCAAGGACUUCGGGCCCCGCGGCUGUUAAAUGCAUUGUAUGAAAAAAAUCGAAGAAAUAUCAAUUUUUUACAUCACAAAUAGCAAAUUAAGCCCUGGGUCAGGUAUUUUUCAUUUAAAAUGUGUUUGCUAGUUUGGGUGGAAUGUGAAAAGCUUCCAUGUUUUUCCCCAGAGAAGGUAAUACACCAGCCUCCUCCUCUCUUGCCCUUCUCCCCCCCGCUCCCACCCUCAGCAUCUAAAAUUCAUUAAGUGAUGAACAUUACAGCGUCAUGCCAGCCGGAGCGCAGACAAGCUCCCCACGAUGAGCCCUGGCUCCCCUGACAAGGGGUGGGGGCCCCUGAGUCUCCAGGCCCUGAACACAAGUGAGUGGCUCAUCUUUUCAAGGUCAAAUCAUUCACUUUGGGCAAAUGUCUUUUCUUUUUUAAAGGCACAGGCGGUCUGGUCCUUUUUUCAGGCCUAAAAAAAAUGUACCUCACACGAGAUGGAUACCACUCAGUACGGUUUUCGGUAGAAUUACAGUAUUCGGGUUCAAGUAUCACUAUUUUUUCUACACUGUAUGGUAAAAAAGAACUAUGUUAAUAGCUAUAUCUUAAAUACUGUGAUUUGAGGUUUUUUAAAAAAAGUCCUAAUGUAAAUAUUUUACUCACAAUCAUGCAUCUAAUAGCAAACAUUGGGAUUCUUCUGCAAUCAGUGUUAAUUGACGUAUACUCUCACUAGCCUGGCUCUUGGACUUGUUGGAAACACACAGGAAGCUGAAAUAUCACAACUGAAAUACAACUGCACGCACGCACACACACACACAUCAGAGAUGUCCUUCUCUCCUGAGCCACGUGGAAUUCUUUUCCCUGUAAACCUGUUCCCUUCCUCGUGCUUCACGUGCAAGAGGCACGAAUGAGUCUUGUUUUAUCAUUUCUACCGGCAAGGGUGCCUCUGACCCAGGUCAGAAGUCACCGAUUUCACACAGUAGGAUCCCGCUGGAGACCAUGAACUAGUCCUGUGUAGUAAGUAGCUGUCUGUUCUUCAGGGAAUUACUACCUGUGGGUUGUUACCAAAGAACUUUGCAAUUUGAAAGAUGCCGAUGGCAGUGAUUGGCAACGGUUGGGUCUCUGCAGCCUCCAGAGCCCAACCCGGAGUAUAAAGCAGAAGCCACAGAGCCCGUGAGUCUCCCAUACGAUGUUUUCCAUACCUUGGCAGAUUUCUUCCUGAUGUGUAUCUGUACCGCCCCCGGGACCCACAGGGCCGUCACACCCAAACCCAGGGGGAGCCUUUGCCAGACACAUGGCAGAGUGGUGCAGGUUCCCAAAGCCAGGACUGAGCUUGAUUCCUUGAUGUGUGUUUAUCGUUACUGUUCUUGGGUGCCUUAUACUCUCAAAGUAUUUAGGGGCUGACAGACCCUUUGUAUUUUAUACUAAACAGGAGCAAUUCCAAAGCAGAUCUUUUCUGAGCAGGCUCUGACGCCCUCUCUCCAGCGCAGACCCUCUGGGUGUGAUCGGUGGGGAAUCCAGGGCCGCGGGAAGCCGGGGUGUGCAGAGGAGAGCAAAUGGAAUCUUCCUAGUCACUUUACUGGCAGUGGUUCCAGGCAAUUAGAAAAUGGCUAUAAAAUAACUUUAAUUUUUUUUUAAUUUUGGGUCUUACUCAUUUUCCCUUUAGGAGAUUGAACUGAUCGUAUAUAUUGAUUUCUAUCCUGAAUUUAUGGGAACUUAUAUGUUUGGAAUGUCCUACUGUAAGACUGAUGAAUGUAAAGAGUUAAUUUCAGGGUACAGUUUUGCCUUAAUCGUUUUAAAAAAUAAACUAUUUUUAAAAAUUA